This is a messenger RNA of Drosophila ananassae, 970 nucleotides long. RefSeq lists its product as uncharacterized. Lineage: Eukaryota; Metazoa; Arthropoda; Insecta; Diptera; Drosophilidae. The record is from RefSeq and is a predicted model, not a curated record. Bases 111 to 851 code for a protein of 246 amino acids. The transcript has a single exon.
UUCUUUGUUAAACCUAUCAAAUAUUUUCCUUUUUAAUUUCCAUAGUCUUUAUAACAAAUAAUACUUCUGUCUAUCCGCUACAAACUACAUUUUCUGAAAAUACAUUCAAAAUGGAGGAGGACAAAACGAGGGAGGAGAUAUUAGAGUCCAUGGACCUGGUUUUUGUGGACGCAAUUUUGCCAAGGUGCCGCAAAGGACUCGACACCACCAAUAGGGCCCACUAUAAGGACCACACAGAAGAGAUGAAACGAACCAAGUCCGCGUGGCGCCCACAAACAGAUCCAUCCCUCAUAUCCGGUCAUUUCACUCACAAUCUAAAGGUUAGUGGCCAGCAGAUGAUAACGAGGACAUGGCCCCGUUCCAUGGAUUGGCGUGAGGAGUAUAAUCACUUCGUAAAGCGCAACAAGUGGUGCAACCCUGAAAUCUACAAGUUAUUUUUUGUAUGUCCUCCUAUCCGCUACCAAGACAUAGUGAAUUACCUUAAGGACUUGCUGAAAACCACUUAUAUGUCCGAUUACUCCCCGAAGGAGUACAUUUCACUCUUCAAACAACACCGUGUUGUUUUGAGUCCAGAUGAUAGCAAAGAUGGCAUCGACUAUCAGACAACCUAUGGUAACUAUCACAAUCGGAUUCAGGAGGAGAACCCUUUCAAAGAUUCCCUCUACGAAGAACCAGAUGCCAUUGCAAAGAAAAUGUCCGUCCCAGAAUUCGAAAAGGCAAUGCGCAAGCUCUUUACCAAAUACAAUCUGACUACUUAUUAUGAAGAAAUAUGCCUUCCGGCGCUCAUCAAGGCCAAGAAUGGAAUAAUGCCGUCAGGACCCAUCGAUCGCUAUACUCUUCGAAAGCACUAAACUUUCCAUAAAUUUGUUGACUAUUUUGUCACUUUGCAAACGGUCUGCUGAUAAAUUUUUGAAUAAUUUUGCAAGUGCUGCCAAUGUUAAAAGAAAAUAAAGAAUAAUAUAAAAAAAGA